This is a messenger RNA of Emericellopsis cladophorae, 1167 nucleotides long. RefSeq names its product Mitochondrial distribution and morphology protein-like protein. Gene Ontology annotation, biological process: mitochondrion organization; phospholipid transport. Gene Ontology annotation, cellular component: ERMES complex. Gene Ontology annotation, molecular function: lipid binding. The transcript has a single exon. NCBI's taxonomy places the organism in Eukaryota, Fungi, Ascomycota, Sordariomycetes, Hypocreales, Bionectriaceae. The record is from RefSeq and is a predicted model, not a curated record. The coding region runs from base 1 to 1167 and encodes 388 amino acids.
AUGAGCAUUGACUUGAAUUGGGAAACGCUCACCUCCGGCCCCGACGGCGACGCCCUUGCUGAGAGCAUUCGCGCCUUUAUCCACUCCAAGUUUCAGACCAUUCCCCUCCCGCGAUUCAUCAAAUCGGUACACGUGCAUGGUUUCCACUUCGGCAGCAUACCACCGUCCCUAGAGCUCAAGGAUAUCACAGACCCGUUGCCAGACUUCUACGAACGGCAGGAAGGUGAUGAUGAGAGCAGCGAAGGGGAGGAGGAGGAGGAGGAGGAACGACCAGUGAAAGGCAAGGCGAGGGACAUCAGAGGCCAAGCUGGACAGGAUCUGCGCAGUCCAUAUCUGGGGACGAGCACACCAGGCAUUCUAGGUGGACCGGGCUUAAGCUACUUCCAAGGGCAUCAUUUUGGUCCUCACACAGGAGGAACGCAUACACCUCUUGCCGCCGUGGUGGCCCAACGGGGAGGCAUCAAUUCCUGGAUGGCGGGUACCUCGACUCCAGUAUCGCACCAUUCGCGAAACCUAUCGCAGAGUAGCAUAUCCGUGGAGGAUGGUCGACUGGGCGUUCUGCGGGAGAAACACAGCGUGAGCACGCUUGCCCCCACCGGCAGCGCCAACACGUCCCGGCCACCUACGCGGGAUGCGGCACAUUUCGAGGAGGCCAUUGAAGAGGAGUACAAUGGCGAUGAGCAGCCCGGAGAAGAGGGAGGCCAGAGGCGGCGCGAGCCGAGGGUGGAUGACGUCCAGGCUGUAUUUCGGAUCAAGUACGCGGGCGAUAUACGGCUGAACCUUACGGCGGAGAUUCUACUCGACUACCCGAUGCCCAGCUUCGUGGGGAUACCGCUCAAACUGAACAUUACGGGCUUGUCUUUUGACGGGGUGGGAGUGCUGGCGCAUAUACGCAAACGAGUCCAAUUCUGCUUCCUGAGCCCUGAGGACGCCGCAGCUGCGGUGCCUCCUGGCGAGCAAGACGAAGACCUCGACACCGGAGAAUCAGGAACACGGUUCGGCGGUUUGUUACAGGAGAUCAAGGUGGAGAGCGAGAUCGGAGAGCGAGACGGCGGCAAGGCGAGUCUGAAAAACGUGGGCAAAGUGGAGCGUUUCGUGUUAGAGCAGGUCAGACGUAUUUUUGAGGAGGAAUUCGUCUAUCCCAGCUUCUGGACGUUCCUUGUGUAG